GGUCCUCAUCCUUAAUAGGCAGUUAAGAACCUCUGCCUCCAACAGCCGCUCAGCCAGUAUUAUCAGAUGCCUGAGGCGCCAGGUACCGUUCUGACUCCCGGGAGAUGCGGUGGUGAGCUAGACAUUGCUGGUCCUUGCCCUCGAAGUUGGUGGGUGGAGCUAGACAAACAGGAACGUUUCAGAUUGUGAUAAAGGAAAUAGAGGGUUACUAAGUGGCUGUGCGCUGUUCCUUUAGAAGGUGAUGUUUGAGUUGAAAUUCAAAAAAUGAAAAAGAGUAAGUGAUGUGGAAACCAGUUCAGGCAUAGGAAAGAGUAAGUUCAAAGGCCCUGUGGCAGGAAAGAAGUCAGAGCAUUCUAGGAACAGAAAGUGCCCCUUGUGGCUGCAGAGCAUUGAAGGAGAGGAGUGGCACAGGAUGGGGUGCACAGGGGACAGAUAGCACAGGGUUUCGAAGACCACAGUUAGACUGCUGUGUAACAAAUGGAUAUAGGGCCAAGACUGAAAGCGUGGAAACCAAGAAGCAACCGUGAAAUGGUGGUGUGUAUACACCAUUCCACAGAUUUUGAAGUACACCGAAACUGGCUUGCUAUCACUCACAGUUUGCCAAUAUCACAGUGGUAUUAUGAGGCAACUUCAGAGUGGACGUUGGAUUACCCCCCUUUCUUUGCAUGGUUUGAGUAUAUCCUGUCACAUGUCGCCAAAUAUUUUGAUCAAGAAAUGCUGAAUGUCCAUAAUUUGAAUUACUCCAGCUCAAGGACCUUACUUUUCCAGAGAUUUUCCGUCAUCUUUAUGGAUGUACUCUUUGUGUAUGCUGUCCGUGAGUGCUGUAAAUGCAUUGAUGGAAAAAAAGUGGGUAAGGAACUUACAGAAAAGCCAAAAUUUAUUCUAUCGGUAUUACUUCUGUGGAACUUCGGGUUAUUAAUUGUGGACCAUAUUCAUUUUCAGUACAAUGGCUUUUUAUUUGGAUUAAUGCUACUCUCCAUUGCACGAUUAUUUCAGAAAAGGCAUAUGGAAGGAGCAUUUCUCUUUGCUGUUCUCCUACAUUUCAAGCAUAUCUACCUCUAUGUAGCACCAGCUUAUGGUGUAUAUCUGCUGCGAUCCUACUGUUUCACUGCAAAUAAACCAGAUGGGUCUAUUCGAUGGAAGAGUUUCAGCUUUGUUCGUGUUAUUUCCCUGGGACUGGUUGUUUUCCUAGUUUCUGCUCUUUCAUUGGGUCCUUUCCUGGCCUUGAAUCAGCUGCCUCAAGUCUUUUCCCGACUCUUUCCUUUCAAGAGGGGCCUCUGUCAUGCAUAUUGGGCUCCAAACUUCUGGGCUUUGUACAAUGCUUUGGACAAAGUGCUGUCUGUCAUCGGUUUGAAAUUGAAAUUUCUUGAUCCCAACAAUAUUCCCAAGGCCUCAAUGACAAGUGGUUUGGUUCAGCAGUUCCAACACACAGUCCUUCCCUCAGUGACUCCCUUGGCAACCCUCAUCUGCACACUGAUUGCCAUAUUGCCCUCUAUUUUCUGUCUUUGGUUUAAACCCCAAGGGCCCAGAGGCUUUCUCCGAUGUCUAACUCUUUGUGCCUUGAGCUCCUUUAUGUUUGGGUGGCAUGUUCAUGAAAAAGCCAUACUUCUAGCAAUUCUCCCAAUGAGCCUUUUGUCUGUGGGAAAAGCAGGAGACGCUUCGAUUUUUCUGAUUCUGACCACAACAGGACAUUAUUCCCUCUUUCCUCUGCUCUUCACUGCACCAGAACUUCCCAUUAAAAUCUUACUCAUGUUACUAUUCACCAUAUAUAGUAUUUCGUCACUGAAGACUUUAUUCAGAAAAGAAAAACCUCUUUUUAGUUGGAUGGAAACUUUCUACCUGCUUGGCCUGGGGCCUCUGGAAGUCUGCUGUGAAUUUGUAUUCCCUUUCACCUCCUGGAAGGUGAAGUACCCAUUCAUCCCUUUGUUACUAACCUCAGUGUAUUGUGCAGUAGGCAUCACAUAUGCUUGGUUCAAACUGUAUGUUUCAGUAUUGAUUGACUCUGCUAUUGGCAAGACAAAGAAACAAUGAAUAAAGGAACUGCUUACA
This is a messenger RNA of Gorilla gorilla gorilla (western lowland gorilla), 2049 nucleotides long. RefSeq names its product ALG8 alpha-1,3-glucosyltransferase (gene ALG8). Gene Ontology annotation, cellular component: endoplasmic reticulum membrane. The record is from RefSeq and is a predicted model, not a curated record. Gene Ontology annotation, biological process: dolichol-linked oligosaccharide biosynthetic process; protein N-linked glycosylation. Gene Ontology annotation, molecular function: dolichyl pyrophosphate Glc1Man9GlcNAc2 alpha-1,3-glucosyltransferase activity. NCBI's taxonomy places the organism in Eukaryota, Metazoa, Chordata, Mammalia, Primates, Hominidae. The transcript is spliced from 13 exons. The coding region runs from base 478 to 2031 and encodes 517 amino acids.